Molecule: messenger RNA, 1464 nt
Organism: Cladocopium goreaui
Lineage: Eukaryota; Dinophyceae; Suessiales; Symbiodiniaceae
Source: the annotation of a GenBank genome assembly
GUUCGAGAGCCGGUCAGAUGUGCAGAUGACGCUGCAAGGCCGGCAAGGCCGCCGAGCGGCGCUUGCGCUUGUUGCGCUUGUUGCAUGGUGCGCCUGUCACGUGGAUCACGUGGAGGCGGUGGAUGUGAGUUUGUUUCCACCGUGCCAAGCAUCAUCUAUCCCACCAGUGGCUGGAAAUGUCUCGCAGAACAACCUGGUGCUGGAUGCAGGUUGUCGCUACAACCUCUACGAGAAGAACGAUGCUGCAAGCUGCCUCAAAGGAAACUGGAUUGUCAUAGCAGGCUCUUCCAACACUUUGCUGGAGUUCAACAACUUGAUCAAUUUUUUAGCUCCCAAAGAGUUCGACAUCGACCGCACGGGUGAGUUGAUCGGGAUCAGUGCCCUGGUAGAUGCCAUUGUGGAGGAUGGAGAGGUGACCCAUUGGGAGCAGAUACCCAAUGUGGAGCCGGCGUGCCGACAGCUGAAUAUGUCAGACACCAGAAAAUUGGAACCUCAGUGUAAAGACAAGAUGGUGCAACUAUUGUCGAAAGCGCCACGCCGCCAUGGCGCCAUCCGUGUGACCUUCGUCACAGCCUUCUUCUGGGCUCGCAGUGAUCUGGCCAUGGAUGUCAUCGAUGAGGUUAUCGAUGCCGAUGGAGACGGACAUUGGAAAAAUGCCAAGUUGGGAUUCAUCACACAGAUUGGGGCCUGGUACUACUACUGCUCCAAGCUGAAGUUUUCCUACUGUCCAAGGAAAGAGCUCAUAGAACAGGACAUGUAUGGCAAAGGCAUGCAGACAUUUAAGGAGGAGAUGGAGGUGAGUUUGGAGCGAAUGCAGAGCUGGUGUCAUAGUGGUCGAGUUCAGCUUGGAUGUUACCUUCAAACAAUCAGUUGGAGCGAUGGCAAAGGAGAGCGAGAGACUUAUGCAGAUAUGAACGUCUACAUCCAGAAGGCCAUGACAUCCCAAGCUUCGUUCAAGUUUCAACUGAUCGAUUUCUACCAGAUGGGUGGCAACAUGCCCGAAGAGGUCCAUGGUGGACAUGGAUCUAUCCUCUUGAACCUCUGGAUGUGGACGGUGAUGUUCAACUCCAUCUGCCCCGCGGGACUGGCAUCCGAAAAGGUCAACGCUGUCUUCGACGGUGUCAUGUGCUCUGGGACCCAGUUGCGCUGGGCGAAUUGCCCCAAGUAUCAUCACUUCUGCACUCAUGGAGGACCCGCCUGUGAGAAAUGGGAGUGUAUGAACAGCGUGCAAUGCACUCUCCGUGCCAGCAACCCGCCAGAAAUGGGCGACACCAAAGGAAUGUGUGAUGCUGCCCUGGACAUUUCUGGUUUUGCUGCCGCGGAGAAAACGACAUGUCAUCGCCUUUGGUGUCACGAACAUGUGCAGUGGCUUCUCCCCGCGGCUGUCACGGUGCUGGCCUUGUUGUUGAAAUUAUUCCUCAGCGAAAGUGGCAAACAGGAUGUUUCAAGAGAGGUACAGCAGGC